UCAAAACUAAUGAAGGGACGUUCUGAUGAAGCUCACGGUGUAUGAUAUUCGUGCCACAGCUGUGUGUUUUUCAUGAAAUUAUUACAGUCUAAGGACUGGGACAUAGAUUUUGACAUAUUUCUCCGAAGCCACGCCUAAUGUCUUGAUGCUGGUGUUGUAUUGGUAGGGAGCACAGUGCCCAGGACCGCAUUGGUUGUUGUGUGUUUUUUUCAUAGGGGUCCCAAACUAUACCGAGAUUUGGAAUAUUACGUUACAGUCCUGCAGGAAAAUGGCGACUGUCAUUCAUAACCCCCUAAAAUCGCUGGGUGACCAGUUCUACAAAGAGGCCAUCGAACACUGUCGCAGCUACAAUGCCCGCCUCUGUGCUGAGCGCAGCGUUCGCAUGCCCUUCCUGGACUCGCAAACUGGCGUGGCGCAGAACAACUGCUACAUCUGGAUGGAGAAGCGCCACCGCCAGCCAGGCCAGGCAGCGGGACAGAUGUAUACCUACCCUGCUCGUUGCUGGAGAAAGAAGAGGCGACUCCACCCUCCUCUGGAUCCCCAGCUCCGCCUGUGUGAGCUUCGACUAGAAGCCGAGCUGGCCCCCAAGCGUGAGGUGCCCCCAGGGGAGGCCACGGCCUUGGAGGCCCUCCUGAGGGGGGACAGCCUGCUGGAGAAAAAAAACAACCUCAGUAAGGAAGAGGAGACGUUGCUGGAAAUCCAGAGAGUACUGGAGGCAGAAGAAAAUGGGGACGGUUUCAAUGAUGACGAAGACUUUGAACUGGACACUCCAAAGAGAAAGAACAGAAACAGAGGCAAAAACAGAGGAUCAAACCGCAGGAGGACAGAACCUGUUAACAGUGACGACCAGGACAAACCUUACGUCUGUGACAAUAGAUACAAACAAAAGCAUAACUCAAAAAAGGCUGAAGAAGUCUGUGGAAAGCGUUAUAAGAACCGGCCUGGUCUGAGCUACCACUACACCCACACUCACCUGGCAGAGGAGGAGGGUGAGGAGGAGAAAGAACCAGAGAUGGCCCCAUCUCCUCCACAGAGUUCGGACAACCACAAACCUCAGAAAGGCCCAGAUGGUGCCAUCAUCCCCAACGACUACUGUGACUUCUGCCUGGGAGACCAGGACUCUAACAGGAAGACAGGCCAGGCUGAGGAGCUGGUGUCCUGCUCUGACUGUGGACGCUCUGGUCACCCCACAUGCCUGCAGUUCACUGAGAACAUGAUGCAGGCGGUGAGGACGUACCAGUGGCAGUGCAUCGAGUGCAAGUCUUGCAGUCUCUGCGGAACCUCAGAGAACGAUGACCAGCUGCUGUUCUGCGAUGACUGUGACAGAGGAUACCACAUGUACUGCCUGAAGCCUCCAAUGACCCAGCCUCCUGAAGGGAGCUGGAGCUGUCACUUGUGUCUGGACCUGUUAAAGGACAAGGCCUCAGCCUAUGGAGAAGCAUAACUACGUCCUGGACAUUCUUCUCAACACACAUAUACACACAGUAUAUAUAUAUUUGUACAUAUACAUAUAACUGUUUGACAUGCCCACAUAUAAGCAAAAGCUUUAUCUCAUAUAGAAUCAAACACACACCGAUUCAAACACACUUUUUCUCUCUCUCUCUCUCUCUCUCUCUCACACACACACACACACACACACACACACACACACACACACACACACAGUGCAUUAGCAGGCUCAGGGCAGUUUCCUGUGUGAGGAGCAGAGAUCCUCUACCUCUCAUAUAGCCAAGCAACACUCCAGAUGCAAACGGCAUCAACAAGCAAUCUCGACCGUAAGUCAGCUAACAGCAGGUCUGCCAUUCAGUCAUUCUCUACCUCACCACUCAGCAGGCAGCAAGAAUCCAAAGCAGGAUUUAAAAAAAGGCCAAUACUGUGUACUGCGUGUGUAUGUGAAGUACACGUUCAUGUUAAACCAAACACCUGACAUCUCUGGAUGACCCCCCACCCCCUCCUCAACUCCCGAUUUAAAUUUAUUUGACUGUAAUUUGGAAGAUGUUUCUCCCAGAGUAUUUGCUGGAGCUCUUUCACUUGCUUCCCUUGCUUCUCCAGCUCUACAGCAGGGGAACCUGAGUGGGUCUGACUGAUGUUUGUUUAAAUUUCUCCCUCCAGCUCUACUCCUUGUGUUUAAACUUUACAGUGACAUUCCUAUUUUAUAUCUGGACAGACUCAAUGUUAGUUAUGCCAUCUUUCACAGUAUUUGUCAAGCUUGGUGAAAUUUAUAUCCAACUCUAAGAGGAAAUUGGGCAAUAAAACAGCCCUGACUGUCAUUCCUUUUGGAGCGUGUUGACAUUUUUAAUCCACAUCUGUUUUCUGUAUCCUUGCCGUUACUAGGAUAACAUGGUGCUCAGUGUGACACUUUACACAAUAUUUAACAUGUCUUUACAUAGAAACAUGAAAUAUGUAUUUAUGCAUUGUUGAUAAUUGGUCCAACGUUACUGUCAUGGAGAUCGUUGUUACUGUAAAUCAGUGGUUCCCAGAUUCUUACUAAUAGGCACCUAGGCACUGUUAGGCAUUAGCAGCAUUUCUCAUCAGUUUCUGUUGUUCAAUUGAAAAGCAAAACAUUAGAAUCUUUUUCACAGCAGAAAGUUUGACUUGUCACAGCAGGAAAACAGGUGGCACUUAGAACAUUAACAAUGGCUCCAUUCAAGAAAUUAUUUAUUUUGAUUGCAACUGCUAGUUAGCUGUGCAUGCUAACAUUUGCGGUUCACAUUAGAGCAGAUAAACAUACUGUUUAAUCCAUCUCUGACUUCAUCUUCUACAUACGUUAAGGCAGAAUUUACUGAUGUGUCCUGUCUGGAAGUUGACACAGCGUAUUUAAGAAUUUUUUUUUGCAGUUUUAAACCAAUUCAUUCUGGAUAUUCUGCAUUUGUUUUACCAUAUGUGGGUAAUAUGUAAUAUAUGUUUAAUUGAUAUCAUGUAAAAUUGAGCGCUACAUUUCCCAUCAAUGCAAUGUAUGUUUUUGUAUUGAGCAAAAUUUGGCAGCACUAAUUUAAUGCUUAAUGCAAACAAGCUUGAUCAUAAAUAGGAAGAAACACCAAGAAUAAGCUCUAAAAGAAAAAAAAAACAUAGAGAAAAAUGCCCUUAAAGUACACUUAGUGUGCUAGCCUUGACAGGAUAUCACAUUCUGCAUUUGUGUUUUGUUAUUGUGAAUUUGUAUUUGAUAUUGCUUUUCCACUGACAAUCAUGAACUAGUAUAGAUAAACGAUGUUGAUAACAUACAGAGGGUUUUUUAAGUGUGUUUUCCCAGUGGCAGGUAUAAUGACCCUUUGUGUCUUCCUUUUAAAAAUUGUCUUCGAUGUCAUUCUUAUGUGAUGCCAUCACCUACAGUGAUUCAAAUUGUGUGGAGUAUUUUGUUUUGUAAAUGUUAUGUCUUGUGUUGAAAUAAAGACUUUUCCAUAAUUUGUUCUCUUGUACACCAUCUAUGAACUGGAGAUGUCUCAGCUCCAGUCUACUUGUUUCCUAUCUUGCCUUUAAGAUACAUUUACAUGAAUAAUCUAAAAAGUGUUUCUGUUCCUUUUAAAUAAUCCAUUAAGGAAACCCUACUGCUGGAUACACAAACUGAAAAUAGGCAUUGAGUGUUUAUAUGGUUCCGGCCAAGAUGGCUGUGUGAUAUGAAUCAGACAUAACUGAAUGGGCAGGUUACCCAUCAUUUCCCCUUCCUUUUCUGCCAAUGAUACAGUUCUCUCUGUCUGAUAACAUCUCUGUGUAUAGAUGCUCACUCCAGAAGCUACAGGUCAUAAGCAUGUGACUGUCCUUUCCAGUAUUAACACUGUUCAGUGGAUCCAAACCACUUUAUGACAAGAAAUGUUUAUUAUAAGUUUUAUUUAAAAUGUGUAACAUCAUUUACCAUUCCUGGAGAAGUUACAGGACAGGUAAGUAUUUACAUCAUAUUACCACUAGGGGGCAUUGUUGCACUGGAGUACAGCUCCAGAUGACAUACUGCGCUUUCACGUGAAUCUAAAUUUUACUGCAGUUUAUGGACUGAACAUCUUUGCAGGUAUGAAAAACUAAUUUCAUAGAUUUUAAACAGAGCUGUAGUGACUUCGUGUCUCAGCUGGGCCUUUAAAACCAUCUGUCUUACACCUUACAGCUGAGUAACAGUCACAGUACUGCGGUGUAAAAUACUCCAUUACCAGUAAAAAUCCUGCAUUUCAAAUCUUACAUGAGAAAAAAUACAUAAAUAUAAUUUGUGAAAUGGAUUUGAAGCAUUAAUGUAUAGCAAUGUCAAUCUAUUAGUUUGCUGAGAUGGAGCAGUUACACUAUUCUAUAUACUGUUUGGUAGUUUAAUCUAUAACAAUACAUGAUAUUUUAUAAACUAAUCACUAAUUGUGUGUGAAGAAUUAAAAUCUGCAAAGUAAGCACUAUAGCACUAGUAACUAUAGCUCCCAUAAAUGUAAUGGUGUAAAAACUGCAAGAAAGAAGCAGAAAAUGUAAAUACUCAAGUAGAGUAACAGUACCUAAAACUGUAUGUAAAUACAAUAUUCAGUAGAUGUACUUAAUCGGUUAGUUACUCAACCACCCACUUCUAUCUGUCCCACACAGUGUGACAAACUGUAGUUGUCCUGAUGUAAAAUCUAUAAGUGAUUACAGUCGUAAAAUUUAACAUUUAAACUUGAUUGUGUAUCUUCAAACGAGAGUUUUAGAACUUUCUGUCUUGUCCUUGCCGUCUAUAUAUUACUGAUUAAAGUGCAGUAACAAGAUCCACAAAAAAGAGUUUAAUAAUGACAGUAAAAGCGAGGGAUUAUCAGCGGUUUACUGGGACACAUAUUCACAAAAGCACAACAAGAACAUACACUGAGGAUUACUUGCUUUACACUGUAAUCUGUCAGUUGAUCUACACCUUCCAAAUAAUGACAUAACUAACUUUCAGUACUUGAACUAUUUAAUUUGAUGGAAAUAAAAUGCCAGUUAUGUCUCUUUGUAUUAACAGGGUCUUGUCUUAGUGAAAUCUCCCUCUGAGUUUUUUUUUUUUUUUUU
Molecule: messenger RNA, 4980 nt
Organism: Lates calcarifer (barramundi perch)
Lineage: Eukaryota; Metazoa; Chordata; Actinopteri; Centropomidae
Gene: dpf3
Product: double PHD fingers 3
Exons: 12
Coding region: 269-1444 (391 amino acids)
Biological process (GO): nervous system development
Cellular component (GO): nBAF complex
Source: RefSeq, a predicted model, not a curated record